Molecule: messenger RNA, 399 nt
Organism: Macroventuria anomochaeta
Lineage: Eukaryota; Fungi; Ascomycota; Dothideomycetes; Pleosporales; Didymellaceae
Product: glycoside hydrolase family 18 protein
Exons: 3
Biological process (GO): chitin catabolic process; carbohydrate metabolic process
Cellular component (GO): extracellular region
Molecular function (GO): chitin binding; chitinase activity
Source: RefSeq, a predicted model, not a curated record
ACUUUCAUCACAUCACUAAUAAAACCUAUGGGUACCUACGGCUUCCAAGGCGCCGAUAUAGACUGGGAGUAUCCCGCAGAACCAAAGCGUGGCGGCCGUAAAGCAGAUACCGAUAACCUAGUCCUUCUGAUGAAGGAGAUGCAUGCUGCUUUCGGUGGUCACUAUGGAAGUAAUUUGACUAGGUACUUUCGAGGCUUCAAACCUGCCGAGCUGCAGGACUAUGUCGACUUCAUGGGUUUUAUGAGUUACGAUCUCCAUGGUCCUCGGGACGAGGAUGUAUGGGCCCUUGGCUCAGUCGUCCGACCCCAGACAGAUAUCACAGAAAUCGACAAGAAUCUGAAGCCUCUCUGGUUCGAUGGCGUUGAUCCAGCAAAGAUCAAUUUUGGAACCGCAUACUAC